UAUUACACGUUUGACCGCCACGGGCGGCGGUAGAGCAGCAGCUGACCCGGCCGUUACAGCGGCGGCGUUCACAGUCGCUAUACAACGAUAUUUUACGAAUUACGGAGACUCCGUCAGUAAUGCCAGUGCGUUGGACCGAGCCGGCGCCGCUCGCAUUUUAGCGCAAGUAGCACACGGCGUUAUACCGCGGACCGGGUUUUUCGUUUUCGUAUUAUCACAAUAAUUUGAUUUUCGUUUUUCCUCCCGCACCGGAGGGACGACUGAUAAAAAUACAACGCGCGAGGCGUCAUCGCGGCGGUGGUUUUAUAACUCAUUUCCCUCCUCCCCGAAGCACUCCAUCUCGCUGUAUUUUUUCGACGCGUUUCGUUUGCUCCUUCCCGAAGGAACAGUCCACGUGCGAAUCAUAGACACAGCUGAGCGUGUGUCCCGGAACGUAUUGUUUUUUUUUCAUAUUUUAUAAAGUAUAUUUUUUUAUAUUAUUUCCGUUCCCGAAGAAAAUGCUCUCGUCCGGCGGUGGCCGUUACGGCGACCGUCCCCGUCGUUGACGCAGCCGACCGCGGCUGUACGUCCGCGAUGAGCUAUCGUCGAGCCAAAGCGACACACGACGACCGGAUCGGAGCCAAGGCAACGGAACUUCACGCUGGUGACUGAAGGAUCUCAGCAGCCGAAUGGCCCUAAUGCUAGUCGGCUUGUUGAAAGUCUUUUCGGCACUCGUUUUGAUCGUGUCCACAUCGAGCAAUUCGUUGCUACUGCUAGUGUUCUACCGCCGACCUGGUCUGCGCACUCUAUCAAACAGAUUCGUGAUGAAUUUGUUGGUGACGAAUUUGGCGAGCAGUUGGAUACUGGUGCCGUUGACGUUAUGGGAAAGCGGUCCGUUCAGUAGUUGGACGUCGCCAUUACCGCCGGCCGUGUGGCACGGGCUUACCGGUGCCGUAUACGCGCAGUCCGUAUUAUCCGUGAUGACGGUGGCCGUGGAUCAGUACUAUGCGGUCACCGACCCGCUCAGGUAUCACGUGACGGUGAACGCGGCCAGCUGCGCGGUGGCCGUGGCGGUUACGUGGUGCCUGUCCGCCGUGGCCGGCGCCCUGUCGGCCCUACGCGAGCUGUCCGUCGCGCCCGAAGUGUACCGGUACGCGUUCCCCGUGGCAUACGCCGUACUCCUCUACGUCGUGCCGUUCGUUACCGUGUGCGUAGUGUACGUGAAAAUAUGCACCGCCGCGCACCGGAACAGCGAACGGGCUCGACGCAACGGGUCCGUCCCGGACCACUUGCAGCAGCAGCAACAACCGCUUCAGCAGCAGCAACAGCAGCAGCAGCAGCAGCAGCAGCAACAGCAACCACAACCGUUUCAACAACAACAACAGCAACAGCUGCAGUACAAUAAUAACAACAAUAACAAUAACAACAACAACAACAACAUCAAUAACAACGAGUAUAACAUAGUUCCUACCAUUCAAGAAGAGGACGACGAGACGUUGGAGUCCGCUUCGUUGCAGGCGGUCGUGUCCUACGAACCGGAGGCAUCGUCCAAACCGCCUCAGUCCACCCGAGCUAGUCUGAAGAGCACGUCCAGUUCCAUUGUAAACCAUUUGAGAUACAGGAUAUCGAACGCGAGCAUGUUCCGUUACCGGGAGGAGACGCGGGCGGCCAAGAUCUCCGCGCUAGUCAUUGUCACGGCGGCCGCGUGCUGGACGCCGUACGCGGUGCUCAAGCUGUCCGAGUGGCCGCCGCUGUGCGGUGGCGGAAUCCCGUCGCCGGGCCCGCUGGCCGCGCUCCUGUCGCUGUCCGCGCACGCCGUCAUCACGCCCAUACUGUUCGCGCACCGCAACCGGCGCGUGCACCGCGAACUCUGCCGCAUAUUCUGCCGGCGGAAGCGGUGCAGCAGCUUCUACGACAACGUGCGGAACGCGACCGUCGCGUCGUCCGUGGCCUCGGGGCCCGUCAAGUCGGCGGCCACCGUCGGCGGCGGCGCAAAAGCCGCGGGCCCGCAACACGUUUUUGGCCGGUGGUUCGGCAGCGGAACCGGCGGCAUCGGGUUCGGCAAGUCGGCCGCUCAACCGUCCGUCGCGCCGUCGUCCGUAGUCGUGCCCACCGUCGCCCACCUGCCCACCGACACAGAGAUGACGCGCAGCUCGUUCUCCAGCAACGGUAGCGCCACCACGCAGACGUCGUCCGUGAUCACGGUGGACUGACCGCGACGGUUCGCCGCCUACACUUCGAGGCGGCGCUGACCCGCCUGCUCCGGAACUUCUUUUCUAGUCACCCCCAUCCUCCCCCCCCAAAAAAAACCCACCCUUCCGCGGUGCUCGUCUAUGCCGUAUUUUGUAUAUAUAUAUAUAUUUGUACACGAGCCCGUCACCCACCUCCGCCGCCGUCGUCGUCCCACGAGUAUGAACAUGUUUUCGUCCUGACAUCCACCAUAUCAACCCCAUCAACCCAACCAGCGGUCCAUCAACAACCGCGGUUGCCGGACGAGUUGUUUGUACGUGCAGCUAUAGUUGUCACGCGCGUCGUAUAUUACAAUAAUAUACGCACGUGGUUUUAUUAUAAACGGUUCUCAAAACUUGUUUUCCUAUUAUUGUGUACUUAAAACGAAAUCGGUUUUUAUUUACGUAUUUUAUUAUAUUAUAUAUAUAUAUAUAUAUAUACUUAUGUGUAUUUCGUUUCUAAAAAAAAAAAAUGAAAAAUACCCGCACGCGUAUAUAUUAUUAUUUUUUUAUGUUAUUAAUUUGUAAUUAUAUUAUAUAUAUAUUACUGAACGUAUGUAGUAUUCGGCUAAUCAUUUGUGGAUUGCUUUUAUAUUUAUUAUUUUACUGAUCUAUCAACAUUUUCCCACCAGAUAAUUCCAACAUUCGACUGCUUUUCACGCGGGAUGCAUGUAUUUUUAUUGUUAACUUAAAAUACGACGUUCUCGAAUAAUAUUUUAACUUGUAUUUUGUAUUCAAUUUUUCUAAUGUUAAAUGUUUCUUUCUACCGAAAAUCUAUACGACUCAUAAUAAUUGUUUAAAAAAAAAUUUAUACUGUAUAUUAUAUUAUAAAGUCUGCAAUAAUGAUUUGCUUUUGAAACUUAUGUUUAGUCCAUAAUGCAUCGCUAAUAUAUUUAAUUUCCUAUUUUUUUGAUUACAUAAA
Molecule: messenger RNA, 3129 nt
Organism: Rhopalosiphum padi (bird cherry-oat aphid)
Lineage: Eukaryota; Metazoa; Arthropoda; Insecta; Hemiptera; Aphididae
Product: putative tyramine receptor 2
Exons: 4
Coding region: 669-2192 (507 amino acids)
Biological process (GO): adenylate cyclase-activating adrenergic receptor signaling pathway; positive regulation of cytosolic calcium ion concentration; cell-cell signaling
Cellular component (GO): membrane
Molecular function (GO): alpha1-adrenergic receptor activity
Source: RefSeq, a predicted model, not a curated record